AACCACCACAAUGUCCUCCCCAACCCCUCUCCGCAUAGCAAUCGGCAGCGACGAAGCCGGCGUCUCGUACAAAGCAGCCAUAACCAAAGACCUCAACAGCCUGCCCAACCUCGUAAGCUCCAUAACCGACGUCGGCGUCCCCGCCACCACGGAUAAAGAAGCCUACCCGCACGUCGCCGUGCGCGCCGCAAAACUCAUCGCGGACGGCACCGUCGACCGCGCCAUCCUCAUCUGCGGCACCGGUCUCGGUGUUGCCAUCUCCGCGAACAAGGUCCCUGGAAUCAGAGCCGUGACGGCGCAUGAUUCUUACAGUGUGGAGAGGAGCGUGUUGAGUAAUGAUGCGCAGGUGCUUUGUAUGGGGGAGAGGGUGGUUGGGUUGGAGCUUGCGAGACGGUUGGCCAAGGAGUGGUUGGCGUAUCGAUUUGAUCACGGGAGCGCCAGUGCGGCAAAGGUGAAGGCGAUUGGCGAAUAUGAGGAUGAGGCUGCUGCUGCGGGGAAGACCGGAUAAUUUGACUCUUCGUUGGUUGUAGCGAAUCGUAUUGGACAUGAUGCGUU
Periconia digitata is the source of this 555-nucleotide messenger RNA. Lineage: Eukaryota; Fungi; Ascomycota; Dothideomycetes; Pleosporales; Periconiaceae. The record is from the annotation of a GenBank genome assembly.